Messenger RNA from Papaver somniferum (opium poppy), 1418 nucleotides. Its product is annotated as zinc finger protein 1-like. The coding region runs from base 679 to 1266 and encodes 195 amino acids. Lineage: Eukaryota; Viridiplantae; Streptophyta; Magnoliopsida; Ranunculales; Papaveraceae. The transcript has a single exon. Gene Ontology annotation, biological process: negative regulation of abscisic acid-activated signaling pathway. The record is from RefSeq and is a predicted model, not a curated record.
UCUCUCCCUAUUCUCUCUUAAAUUCACCACUCUCUUCUUUCAUCAUCGCAAUUCUUAUAUCUUGAUUCUUACCUCAUCUCUCUCUCUCUCUCUCUCUCUCUCUCUCUCUCUCUCUCUCUCUCUCCCUCUCUCUCCCUCUCCAUCCGCGUUUGUGGUUUAAAAGAGAUACUGGUAAGUGUAUAUGAAUGAUAUCAUCAUCAUCAUCAUAUAAUGCAAAGCACCUCAGCCUUUCUCUUCUUUCAUUUUUGAUCAUCAAUUCUACUAAACCAAUCGUUUCUUCUUCUUUCAUCUUGUCUUAUCUUCUAUUCUCUGCUAGCAAGCUUUAAUCUACCCCUUUCAAUUACUCCUCCAGUUAACUUGUUUUGUUAUAUGCCUUGAUCUCUCACGCACUCUCUCUAAAUUAUUCAUACUACUACUGAAAUUUACUAGUACUGUCUGGCUCGAUAGGUCUUUAAUUUUUCUUUUGAUCGUCCAACUUUUCUUACUUGCAAUUCACAUAUAUAACCCGUCUUUCUUUCUUUCUCCCUCCCUCUCUAUCUCAAGUGGGUUCUCUCUUAGCUUUAACUAAGACAAGUAAGGGUUGCUGAAAGAGAAUAAGGAGCUAGCUACAUACAAACAGUUACUGAAACAAGUAGUAAUUAUAUAUAUCUUAUUACGACCAUAUAUAUAUAUAUAUAUAUGGAAUUUCAGCCAAAUACUUCUCUUGGUUUAACCAUGUCUAAUCAGGAUCACAUGAACCUCGGAAUGCUUCUGGAACAACAGCAACACGAACAACAGUACUACUCGUCUUCAUCAUCGAUAAAUCAUCAUUAUGGUGGCGUUGACAACAAUAAUCAACCUCGAGUUUUCUCUUGUAACUAUUGUCAAAGAAAGUUUUAUAGUUCGCAAGCUUUAGGUGGUCAUCAAAAUGCUCAUAAACUCGAAAGAAGCUUAGCGAAAAGAAGUCGUCAGUUAGCUUCGAUGGUUAGACCACAUGGUGGAGGGUCAUCGUCUUUCAAUAGUCAUGGCGGACAAAUGCAUAAUCAUCAAUCCUCUUCAAUGUCGGGAUUUGAAUAUCAACACCAAAACAGUAGGUUUAGUGAAGAACAUCACGAAAUUUUAGGAUAUGGAAGGAGUGAUAAUCAUGACAUUAUUGGUUAUGGAAGUUUAAAUGGUCAUAAUCAUCAAGGAGAUGGUUCUUGGCCAAAUAGUUAUCGAUCAUCGAGAGAAAAUAUUCAUCAGUAUCAAGAAGACUUCAAUCAGCUUGAUUUAUCACUUAAACUCUGAUAUUAUAAGUAUUAACUUUAAUGAUUAUUUUCCAAAUCUUUCUUGUUAAUUUUUCUUCUUGAAGAAUUGAAAGGUGUAAAAGUAUUGUUCCAAGAGAAAAACAAAACAAAAAAUAGGUCCCUGUAACCUUUCAUUAAUUAGUUUAUGUACUU